CUGAUUGCGCAUGCGCCGAAUCAGGACAGCAAGUACACUGUUUGGGUGUUACGGAUCCAGCCGCCCUCUUUAAAAAGCUGCAGGAAUCAUGGGAGACGUGUUCCUGCCAGCUGAUGCUGCACACUCAGUGUUGCGGAGGCUCCCGAGAGCAAACUUCUUCUUGGAGGAGAUUAAACAAGGGAAUAUCCAGCGUGAGUGCAGAGAGGAAAUCUGCAAUUAUGAAGAAGCCAGAGAGGCAUUUGAGAAUGAUGAGAAAACGAAGCGGUUCUGGGAGGAAUAUCAGCGUGUGAGCAGCCCCAGGCCUGGAGGUCUGGAGUCUAUUGUGGGUGGAGUUCAUUCCUUGUACCUGAUCUUACCACUGCUGCUGGUUUUGCUGCUCAUUGCUGCAGUUUCCAUUACAGUUUGGAGAUGUCACUCACGUAAAAGAUCCCAGCAAAGCCCUGCCAUUGGGCAUCCACAAAGAGACACAACCCUAUCUGUGGUUUCAAUGGACCAGUGGGGGCGGGACUUCCAUCCUGACAUCAGUCCUCACUCAGAGAUCAGCGCUUACAGUAGCCCCGCCUACCCCGAUCUCACACCUGAGCAGGGCAGUCCUGGUGACCCUCCCCCCUCAUAUGAAGAAGCUGUGGGCCAUACAGAUAUACACAUUGAAGCAGAACCUCCACCACAAUAUGAAGACAUCAUCAGUAACCAUGGUAACACAGUUAUUAUUGCCCAGGGAAAGUGACAGUUCUUCCAGGCAUAUUAUCCUGCCACAUCUAGGGAUGUAUUUUUAGGCCUUCACCAAUACUGUAAACUCAUUCCUUAUUCACUCACUUUAUAUCGACACCUGGAGGUUUGGCGGGAUGUGAAAUUGCUUUGGUCAUUUAUUUUUAUUACUAUAAAUAUUUUUUUACAACUUCACUUAUAUGACUGCCUUGAUUUGAAAUUCCAGCACUAGCAAAAUAGCUUACUUCAUAACGGCCUCUUUUCAUCUAAUGCAAUUGUAUUCCAGUAUUGUUUCUCAGACACUGUGAAACAGUGAAUUACAGUCAUUUUGGCUUUCGGCAGAUUGCUUCAUUUACAGAGAUCAACUCAUGACAACUUGUAUCGUGACCCAAGCCCUAAAGCGAGGAUGAAAAAGCACUGUUAGGAAAAUUCACAUUCUUCCUAGUUAGUAAAAGCUAUUACAACAUUUCAGAAAUGAACUUGACAACUUUUCAGUUGUGGCCUCUCAAGGGACCAUUUAGACCCAUAAUUUUAAAUCAUCGUGGAUUCAAUGGACAGAAAAAACUAAGAAACAUGCUCAACAUUUUCAGGAACAGUUUUAAGUUGUAAAAUGUAAUGUUUGCUGACAUACUAUACUUUAUCAAUUUUAGCCUUCAGUGAUAACUUAGGUUAGCCUAGGCUAUCUCUACAUAACAUUUGUAAAUGCAUAGACAUCUGUAUGCACUGGGCUGACAGCCUCAAUGAAAUAUUGAUGUUAAGUUGAUUUUGUUUCUUUUCGAGAGGUGUUAAACACCGUGUUAGAUAUAGUUAGUUAGCAUCUUUGAAACUCAGUCUUCAGCCAAUGGUAAACCAGUUAACAAUGUGAAAUAAUGCUUGAGAGAAAUUAUGUGAAAUUAUGCUUGUAGGAGGUAACUUUGCUGAUAACUUUUCGGAAAUCGACCAAACAAAUUUAACAAACAGUUUUAUUUUAUGAUUUUUAUGUGGCAUAUUGGUUGUUAAUGCUGAAUCAGCACAGGUCCAAGCUGUUUUUGCCCAGUGGGCAGCAAGUCAACAUACGUAAGGUUUUGUUGACUUGUUUUAGGUGAGCAAAAUCUGCUGUGGGCAAAAACAAUACUGAAAAAUACAUUGCCACAUUGAGUUCAAGACAUGGUAGACAAGUUAAUGGGAUAUGCAUCACUGGUCCUUUUUCUGAGAAUUUUCUUCAUAUUUUAGGAAGAAUUUAUAUGGUCACACAGCUUUGAGAAAUGUAUCCUUAUUGUGGUCUAGGAUUAAGCUGGGAUAUUAAGGCAAGGAUAAAUUGGACAACCAAGACAUAUAGUCCAGUAUGAAGGUGAUUGUUAAAGAAAUAGCUCAUCCAAAAAUAAAAAUUCUGUCAUUUACUCACCUUCAUGUGUUCCAAACACAUGAUUUUCUUUCUUCUGUGGAACACGAGAUGUUACGCUGAAUAUUAUCCUCGGUCACCAUAUAAUUUCCUUUCAUUGCCUUUUUUUUAAAAAAAUGUUUCAUACAAUGAAAGGGGCAUUUAGUAAUUUUACAGAAUUUUCAUUUUUGGGUGAACUAUCCCUUUAAGGAGAAAGAAGCAUGUGUCUUGUUUGUUGUGAGCUGUUUGCUAACUUCUCUUGAGAAAUGUUUUAUGGUGACCAACUUGUGUAUUGUUUCUCUGACAACCUAUACCUGAGUAUGUUAAGAACAACAAUUUUGACUACCUUGACCAUGCUGGUUGUAUUUGAUGAAACAUUUCUCUGGUAUAUUUUGAGUAGGUUUAAGAAGCAUACCUCCUUUGCCUUCCUCACGACAAAUGAAGAUGUUUACCAGCUUUCUCCUGAAAUGUAUCAGCUGGGACUGUUGAGAACCAUAUUUGGACAUUUGACCCUGGCUUUUGGGUUGGGCUUGUAACUUAACAGCAAGCAGACAUCUUUUACCUCUUACCAUUUAUUCUUGGUUUCUUAUUCAGAGUGUAACUAAGAACUCAUCUUAGGCCUGAGCGAUACUAAGCACUAAAACCAAGAGAAUCUGAGAUUAGGAUCAGUUUAUGGAACCCCCCCCCCCCCCUCCCCCUCUCACACACACACACACACACACACACACACACAAAACUAUAGUGUGAUAACACUCAGUAUUAAAUGUCAGGAAAGUGUGUGUGGAUGUGUGCAUGUAUGUGAGAAAAAGAAAAUGUAUGGAAAAUAAUGCAUUUCUACUCAUUCAGUAACUAUGAGUGAAUGCACUUUUUCAGGGCUCUUUAUAAAGGAAUAUUAAUUGAUGUGUAACGUGAUAGAUGAUUAUAAAUUAUGGUAAAUGCUUUUUGGUUGAUCCUCUUGGCUUGCUACAGUUUAUAUUACGCUAUGCUCAGCCAACAUAAAUAUGCAAUAAAACACAUCACCAGCACUAACUUAUUCUCACUUUGCCUAAUGGGAAUGUGAAAUAAGACUACCGUAAUUUGAAGUACAGUCUGAUGAUGUUGCUAGUGUGGCUGACUUUGACAGACAGCAUCUGUUGCUGUACAUUUGCAGGCUGAUAUUUCUGUGGUAGUUAUGAGCGUGGUAUGGUGGUGUUUAUUGCUUAAGCCUUACUCAGAGAUAGAUUAAUGUGUAUAUAAGUGUUUUAAAAAAUAUGUAAUUUUUUGUAAUGACUGAGCUUGAAUUUUAUUUUUAAUAAAAGUUUUUUGGCCCUUUGA
Myxocyprinus asiaticus (Chinese sucker) is the source of this 3382-nucleotide messenger RNA. Its product is annotated as transmembrane gamma-carboxyglutamic acid protein 1-like. The transcript has 4 exons. Gene Ontology annotation, molecular function: calcium ion binding. Gene Ontology annotation, cellular component: extracellular region. The record is from RefSeq and is a predicted model, not a curated record. Bases 89 to 727 code for a protein of 212 amino acids. NCBI's taxonomy places the organism in Eukaryota, Metazoa, Chordata, Actinopteri, Cypriniformes, Catostomidae.